Lactuca saligna is the source of this 675-nucleotide messenger RNA. The record is from the annotation of a GenBank genome assembly. Lineage: Eukaryota; Viridiplantae; Streptophyta; Magnoliopsida; Asterales; Asteraceae.
AUGGCUCAAAAACCCAGAUGGGGCGAAUUGGAGGAAGAAGCUGAUGGCGGUGACUAUGACUAUUUGUUGCCGCCGAAACAGCGCGCCAUGGAGAGGCGUUCUUGGCCUAAGUUCGGUGAUGCCGUUCAAGAGGACGUCGGCGCCAAACUCACCAUGGUUUCUACCGAGGAAAUCAUCUUUGAGCGACCAAGGGCUCCAGCUCUGCUGAAGCAACAAGGUGCUUUUGCCAAAGGCCAGACAAAAACGGCUCCUGUAGAGGAGGAAGUUCCACCUUUGCUUGGAGAAAAUGGAAAAAUUGAGGUAUGGCGUAUUGAUGGUGAAGAAAAGACGGAAUUACCCAAAGAGGAUAUUGGAAAAUUUUACAGUGGAGAUUGCUAUAUUUGUCUUUACUCCUACCAUUCUGAUGAAAAGAAAGAAGAUCACUACCUGUGCUGUUGGAUUGGGAAGGAUAGCAUCCAGCUCUAUGAAAUGCCAUGUAUGAGGUUUCUAUCUAAAGAUUACUACUGUAAAGAUAUAAUAGAUGGUGUGGUUGUUGAUGAGGAGGCAGUUGGGAGUGGCGCUAAAAUCCUCCAUGGUGAAGCUGCUCUUGCCCAUUAUCUAUCACAACGCUUAAUAGGAUAUGGGAAUGCUUAUGCACCCAAAGAAGCAGAUGAUCAAGCUAUGUCUUGUUAUUGA